GAAAACGGGAGACGGCUGUCAAGUAUUCAUCCCAGCUGCUGGACGUAAACCUUCUUUUUUAGACCCUUCUCAGUCACUCCUCCCAGGUUGUGACUUUAACACUGGAGAAACAUGCCUCUGUGAAGUGUCCACAAGGCUAAUAGACACAGAACUUUGGGCUCAAGUAGAGGAGCCAGGAUUCCCAUAAUAGGAAUGGCAGACCCAAGGACAAGGGACCAGUAGCAAGGAUUUCUAAUAGAGCACCCAGGCCAGGGACAUGGAAACUGCCUCACUUGCAAAGGUGUAGAUCCACUUCCCCCUGUAUAUUGUAAAUACUACCACCAUAACUGUUAACGUACCAGCAGUUACACCCGGUGCACAUGACUGUAAGAAAGACUGACUAAAGGGCCCCAAUUGGCCUAUUUAGUGUCACCAUGUAAGUCUGUGAGUGUUCAGUUGAACAAAUAAUGGAGUGAGUGUGCCUAAAUAUACAAUUGUGUGUUGUCUUUGUGACCAGUAUAAUGUUUCAUCAGUGAUCAUUUUUGUUUGCAUGAUUUUGAGUUGGGUUAUUUAAGCAAUAAGGCCCAAGGACAUGAUGGUAUAUGGCCAAUAUACCACGGCUAAGGGCUGUUCUUAGGCACAACGGACACAGCCCUUAGCCUGGACACAGCCCUUGGCCAUGGUAUAUUGGCCAUAUAUCACAGACCCCUGAGGUUUCUUAUUGCUGUUAUAAACUGGUUACCAACUGUAAUUAGAGCAAUACAAAUACAUGUUUUGUCAUACCUGUGUUAUAUGGUCUGAUAUACCACUGCUUUCAGCCAAUCAGCAUUCAGGGCUCGAACCACCCAGUUUAUAAUUGUGUAUAGGACAUGUAUCCCAAAAAUAUAAUUUAAAAAGUACAGUCCUUGGGAAGGGCUGUCACGAACCCACAAGCACUACACCUCACUAUAAUUUGUGUAUUUUAGUGGGUGUGAAGUUGGUCCUCUGAAGCACCUAACAACAUGUUUGAUAAACCAUAGAAGCCAGUUUCUUCCAGGUCAAAUGAAUGUAUCAUAUUCUGAUCUUGAUUUUGGAUAUUUUUACUUACACCAUUACAUGAAGGAAUACAUCAGUAUGGUUUUCAAUACGAAUACCUAAUUGUUUAAUGUAAUAACUGAUUUGACGCGUAUGAGCAUAGCAGUCUUGUUAUGCCUACAAAUUUGUCGGCAAACACAUCACAAGCAUCACGCCCAUUCUCUCAACUACGGUGUAAUCUCAGCCAGCGGCAGCUGCGCAGCCUCAACAACACACCGCACAGAUCAGGGUAUUCCGCGACUACGCGUAUUUACUGGAGUUAUUUAUUUAAUUAUUGUUAUAUAAUAGUAACUGACAAGGCACACACCCGUCCUCUACCGACAAACGGACUCUAGCAAUGCAGCCCCUUAAGAAACUUGCUGAAACAAACUGACCUGUGUACUCAGUAGCAAGAUAUAUUAAAGCAGCGACAGUGAGCAGAUAAACAUAUAACUGGAGUGUCAGCAUCAGGCCAGGUGGUGAAGAACCAGAAGAGUGGUAAGAAGAGCGACCUCGCCCGUGCCUCAGCCAUGGCAGACCCCAGCCUGACGUCCCCCUCAGAGGUCCCUCUGCGCUCCCCCCGGGCUGCACCCCUUUCCCUCUCCUUCCCCUUCUUGAGGGAGGGCAGCCGUGUAUGGGAAAGGGGAGCGCCGCCCCGGUCACUGCCCAGCCCACUGCCCACCAAACGCAACCGCACCUAUUCAGCCACGGUGCGGGCCACCUCAGGGCCAGCGUUUAAGGGUGUGUGCAAGAGCUUCUGCAGGUCACAAGGUCAUGGCUUCAUCCGUCCAACCAAUGGCGGAGAUGACAUAUUUGUUCACAUCUCGGAUAUCGAGGGCGAGUAUGUCCCAGUUGAAGGAGAUGAGGUCACAUACAAAGUCUCCCGGAUCCCACCCAAAAACCUGAAGAUCCAGGCCGUGGAGGUGAAGAUCGUUCAUCUGAACCCAGGGACGAAGCAUGAGACCUGGUCUGGCCAGAUCAUCAGCCAGCUAGACGAGAGCUAGGCUUCUGCGCUGGCCUGUUUAUCUACACUUGGCUAGGGUGGGGAGGGCUAGGGUGGGAAGUUGAGGGGUCUGGUUAGGGCAGGCAGGGACGGCCAACUGGUGCUGGAGAGUCUGUCUAAAUCAGGUGUGCUAGAGCUGAGCUGGAACAAAACUCUAGAUACACUGACUGGCUCCUCAGGACACAAGUUGGCCAUCCGUGAACUAGGAUGUGGUUGGUACAGACUGGAUUGAUAAGUCAUAAAAGCAAGUAAGGGAGGAGAAUAUGUUCAACUUGAAGGUACUGAAAAUGGGUGAGGGGACAGAGCAGAGUGGUGGAGGAAAUAGAAUGAGAAAUCCGACACCAUUUUGAGGAGAAGCAUUACUAUUGGUGUGAAAUCAAAAUGAGGUUGGAGAGAAAAUAACUGACGAAUGUUUAGAGGUACAGAAUCGGAAACGUCUGAUUGAGAGAGCAAUCGAGAAGAAGGUAGGGAGGGAUGGGUGUAAUGGGAGACAAAAAAAAGCUUGGAAGAAUGAUUUAUAUUUUACUGUGAAUGGAAAAGCCACUAUUAAUAUUUUCUCGAGGUACACAACCAUCUUUGUAUUUUUGCCUUUUAUUUAUAUAUAUUUAUUUGACCAUUUUGUUUCGAUUUUUUUGUAUCCGUUAGUUUUGAGGUUACUGGAUUUAAGUUUUGGGUAUUGUAGUCAAACGAAUGCACUUAAAAACUUGAACUUCCAUUCUGAAAUACUGCCGAACCGACUACAACUCCUAUUAGGCUUUAUCAUGUGGCAAUUUGUAGUCCUGUUUGCAAAUUGUAACUCACCAUGAUGGUAUGAGCAAAUUAAUGUAAGGUUUUUGAAACUAUUUGAAACUUUUCUAUUGUCUGAGAGACACUGUAACACACUGUCAAUGGAAUUGAAAUACAUUUGAAUGUUUUUGUUUAAGUUCUGAUAUGAUCAUUUGAUUGUUACUGAACCAUUAUUUAUAUUUGUUUCAUGUCUGCCUAUUAUGUUUACCAUUUCCAUAUUUAGGCCAUUUCUAUGCAUAUUUAUAUCCUUCAUUCUUACUGUUUUGGGUUGUUUUAGUUAAAAUGCUAGGUUUUCCACUGGUCACAGUUCAGAGCAUUUUCUGUUAAACAAGCCACUGUGGCUAUAGUUUACCCUCAUUUCCAUGUGAGCCUUGAAAUAGCACUAAUAACAUUUUAUGAUUCACAAUUAUGGUGGCUUAUCUUUUUUUUAGUAUUUAUCUUUGGAGAUAAGGGUGUAUACAUUGUCUGUGACAUUAGAAUGACAUGCCUAUGCCUUAGUUAUACUUUCCAUCUGUUGUACAAAGAAAUAACAAGUCACACUUGGCACAAUGAUAUAAAAUAAUUUAUUACAAUGAACAUAGUUCAAAUGAAUACAGUACUCAACAAUCACAUGAUGAUUUCACAAUUAGUGUAUGUCGAUCAAACUACAAGUGAGUCCACUGGACCUUUGUCAUUCAGGAAGGUCUAAUGGCCUUUGGCAGAAAGGUGAAGACAUCCAGAUUAUUAUAUUUGUAGCAGACGGCAUUAACCUUUUAAUAAAAUUUGAUUGGAUACAACUAAA
Messenger RNA from Salvelinus fontinalis (brook trout), 3602 nucleotides. Its product is annotated as cold shock domain-containing protein C2-like. Bases 1563 to 2036 code for a protein of 157 amino acids. NCBI's taxonomy places the organism in Eukaryota, Metazoa, Chordata, Actinopteri, Salmoniformes, Salmonidae. The transcript has 4 exons. Gene Ontology annotation, molecular function: mRNA 3'-UTR binding. Gene Ontology annotation, biological process: regulation of mRNA stability. The record is from RefSeq and is a predicted model, not a curated record. Gene Ontology annotation, cellular component: cytoplasm.